Molecule: messenger RNA, 1110 nt
Organism: Arabidopsis thaliana (thale cress)
Lineage: Eukaryota; Viridiplantae; Streptophyta; Magnoliopsida; Brassicales; Brassicaceae
Product: F-box and associated interaction domains-containing protein
Exons: 1
Coding region: 1-1110 (369 amino acids)
Source: RefSeq, marked reviewed
AUGGCUUCCUCAAAGUGUUUGUUGUUGCCGUCGCUACCAUUUGAGUUGAUAGAAGAAAUACUUUACAAGAUUCCCGCCGAAUCCUUGAUCCGAUUCAAAUCGACGUGCAAGAAAUGGUACAAUCUCAUCACCGAGAAGAGAUUCAUGUACAAUCACUUGGAUCACUACUCACCGGAACGAUUCAUAAGAACCUAUGACCAACAGAUCAUUGAUCCGGUGACCGAAAUCCUCUCAGACGCACUAAUCCCGGACGAGUUUCGCGAUUUGUAUCCGAUUUAUUCCAUGGUUCACUGUGAUGGACUAAUGCUGUGUACGUGUCGAAAAUGGGACAACAGUCUCGCAGUUUGGAAUCCGGUUUUGAGGGAAAUUAAAUGGAUCAAACCGUCGGUUUGUUACUUGCACACUGAUUACGUUGGGAUUGGAUACGACGACAAUGUAUCUCGUGAUAACUACAAAAUCUUGAAGCUUCUUGGUCGUUUGCCUAAGGAUGAUGAUUCAGAUCCAAACUGUGAGAUCUAUGAAUUCAAGUCUGAUUCAUGGAAAACUCUUGUUGCUAAGUUUGACUGGGAUAUAGAUAUUAGGUGCAACAACGGUGUGUCUGUGAAGGGUAAGAUGUACUGGAUUGCUAAGAAGAAGGAAGACUUUACUAUUAUAAGGUUUGAUUUCUCCACUGAAACAUUCAAGGAGAUAUGCGUCUGUCCUUAUACUUUGGUGACUCGAUUAGGCUGUUUCGAUGGAGAUAGACUCUCUUUGUUACUACAAGGUGAAGAAUCACAGGGGAUUGAGGUUUGGAUGACAAACAAGUUGAGUGAUAAGGUUGUUUCGUUUAGCCAAUAUUUCAAUGUCACUACUCCUGAUCUUCCAGCGUUACAUCUCCAGUCUUGUAUGGCUUGUCCGGGAUACUCCAUUGGUAAGCGCAGAAAUAUAAGGGUGUGGUGUGAGGGAAGUGUAGACGUGGAUGAUAAGUCGUAUGUUAUCAUCACGUUUUACGAAAUUGAUGAAGGUGGGGUCAUAAAACAAAUUGAGACAGCAAGCUAUGGACAGUUUGAGUACGAUGACCCGUUUAUUUGUUGCUAUGUUUAUGUUCCGAGUCUGAUUCCGAUUCAGUGA